AUGCUGAAUACAUCACUUUCGUGGGACCCCCCUGAAUUGCUGCUUAUGGGUUCUCAGAGCGUAGGUAAUAAUUCAGAGGGAUGCAUAUGUUUUGAACAAUUUGCCUUACAAGGAUCGCUUUCCCAACGUGGGAUUGCGCAGGAUCUCCUUAAGAGGGGUAGGCCUUUGUUGUGGGACUCCAGCCGUAAUAGAACCAUCCCACACACGCUUGUUAACCCGCUGAACAGUGCGGUGUUCAGGUGGUCUGGCCUGUACUGUGGGUCCGUGGUAAAUCGUACUCGGCAGUGGUAUAAUUUCAAAACCGCAAAUGGGUGGAAAGGUUCCCUGUGUAACAAUUGUACAUUGCCAGAGCAGUGGUGCAAUAUCACCACGAGUGACUGUUGCUGCAACAUCACACAAUCUUGGCCGCAGGGAGGGUACGGAUACGCCCGCAGGAGGCCACAAUAUAAUGUCGCCACCGGAAAACUAUGGAAAGGUAAAUUUGAUGAUAAUGGUCUGGAUAGGAGUAAUGAGAGAGUUAGUGUUGUCGGAGGUUCAAAGAUGUUACCACCAGGGGUGUUCCUGGUAUGUGGUGACAGGGCUUGGCAGGGUAUCCCGAGGAUACCGGUGGGGGGACCAUGUUACCUGGGGAAAUUAACUAUUCUAUCACCAAGUUGAUUCUCUGAGUGGGUACAAUUGGUCAGGGACAUGAGUAAAGGGACUCGGAAAAGGCGAAGUAUUCCCACCCUAGGAUCAGACUGCGGUGACGAGGUACACCUUUGGGGACCAAAGGCACGAAUAUUUGCAUCCAUCCUGGCUCCGGGAGUAGCCGUGGCUCAAGUGCUUAAGGACAUAGAAAGACUAGCUUGUUGGUCCGUGAAACAGGCCAACAUGACUUCUGCGCUCCUAAGCGAACUACUCAUGGACACUGAUAGCCUUAGGCAUGCUGUGCUCCAGAAUAGAGCGGCGAUCGACUUCCUACUCCUGGCACAGGGUCAGGGAUGCAACGACUUUGAAGGGAUGUGUUGUUUCAAUUUAAGCGAUCACAGUGAAUCGCUACAUAAGAAGUUACAACUGUUAAAGGAACAUACAAAAAAGAUUGGAAUACAGGAAGAUCCCUUCGGAAAUUGGUUGGAGAAUUUGUUUGGUGGGAUUGGGCCAUGGCUUAAGCAGUUGCUUAAAGCGUUAGUAAUAGGGCUGUUUAUAUUUUUGGGGUUAAUGUUGUGUUUGCCAUGUAUCUUUCAAUGUUUGCGAGGUUGUAUACAACGAAUGACUGAGAAAAUGAUCUACACGCAAUUGGAAUACUGUAGAAUGCAGGAUAAGUUCUAAGAUGUAUGUUGUUUAGGUUUAGCACAUUGCGUAUUGUAAUGGGGCAAGGCUUCUGUUGGCAUGGGGAGGGGGAAAUGUUGUAUUAGGCGCUUGCGCCAUCUUCGGGUUGUAACGCGUUAGGACCUCCCCCUCCAUAUAUAAGCACGUGUUUGUUCCAUAAAAGCGCCAAAACUGUAAUUUCAAACGGUUCUUACGCAGCAACUGUGUGUGUAAACAGUAACAAAGAAAAAAAUGAGCAGUACAACAUUUAAAACUGCAUCUGAAAAGAAGCAAGCAAGCGAACAGGAUUCUGCAAUUCAUUUGUUGCUGUUACAGAACACACUUUUUAUUACUUCAGCACUUUCAGUAUUCAUCCUCUUCUUCAGCCUCUUCUACAGAGUCUAUCCCAGCUUCUUCAUAAUCUUUUUCAAGGGCAGCCAGAUCUUCCCGGGCUUCGGAAAAUUCAGCAGUUCAGUAACAGGAACGUUACAGUGCAGUACAAUGACCGCUACCUCCAAAUACCACGUAAUUCCUACUAUUUCCAAGAUCAAGCACUUCAGAAGUUAUCAAAGUACCUUGAAUCCAGUUGGGCACCAAUCCACAAACUGAACGGUACGUUUAGUCUUGAUAGUAGCGAUAGCUGCGUUAACAUCUUCAGGGACAACAUCACCUCUGUAUAACAUACAGCAGGCCAUAUAUUUACCAUCACUCGGGUCACAUUUUACCAUCUGGUUGGCUGGUUCAAAGCAAGCAUUGGUAAUUUCAGCCAGGGAUAACUGCUCAUGGUAGGCUUUUUCAGCAGAGAUGAUAGGGGCAUAUGCUACCGAGGGGAAAUGGAUUCGUGGGAACGGAACAAGGUUAGUUUGAAAUUCUGUCAGCUCUACAUUAAGGGCUCCAUCAAAACGUAGUGAAGCUGUGGUGGAUGAAACAAUUUGCCCAAUUAGUCGAUUUAAAUUGGUAUAAGUGGGACGUUCUAUGUCCAGGUUGCGAUGACAUAUAUCAUAAGUGGCUGCAUUAUCUACCAUGAAUGCGCAGUCUGAAUGCUCCAGUGUUGCAUGUGUAGUUAAAACUGAAUUGUAAGGUUCCACUACAGCAGAAGAAACCUGUGGUGCUGGAUAAAUUGCAAAUUGUAGUUUAGAUUUUUUGCCAUAGUCAACAGAGAGCCUUUCCAUGAGCAGAGAUGUAAACCCUGAACCAGUGCCUCCUCCAAAACUGUGAAAGAUAAGGAAACCUUGCAGCCCAGUGCACACCUCAGCCUAUAAUAGGAUGGAAAAAAGCAAGAGAGAAAAAACAUAUAUUUAUUAUUACCUUUUCCAAAAUCAUCAACAUUAAAAUAAACACUCAAAAGCAAUUAUUUCCUCAUCAUUUGUUUUAAAAGGUAACUUUUUUCUUGUAUAUCUUUUACUUAAAACCACCACAGCACACCUUGUUCUGAAUAUGAGUAUUUUCUCAUUUGAAUGGAGCAUUUUCCUUUAUGCAUUUUUUAUCCCACUAAAAGCAAGAGCAGUUGUGCACCACUGUGAAAGGUUAUUAGAAAUUACAGCAGGCUUGCAGCUUUUAAACUACUAUUGUACUCUGUAUGGCAGCAAGUAUCAAUUUGGUUUGGAAAAAAGGUAUUUUUACAACUUCAGAUAGGCAAUCACUACUUCACUUUGAUUCACAUCAUGCUAAGUGAAUUUCUUACAUUACACCAGGUUAUGGAAACCUAGAAAGACAUGUGAAAUUGCUGAACGUCCAACCAAAAUCUGAGUUUCAGGGUACUGGAAAUAUUUUGAAUGACACAUAAUGGUGCGAUUCAGGUUAAAAAUAACAAACAAGUGCUUACAGUCUGAAGAUUUUAUAACGCACUUCUGAGGUAUCCUUAAAAUAUCUUCAAAUAAUGAUGUUCCACAUCACAAGAACUUUCAAGUUUUACUGACUGAAUUUUUAUUUAACUCAAGAGGGGGGAGGCAUGGGACCAAGUUCCUGGUUUUUUGUUUUUAAUAAUCUAUGCAUAACAUUCUUAAAAACAAACAACUCCCUCCCCCCCAGAAAAAAAACCAACACAAGUGUCAUAACAAAUUGUAACUAUAGGUAGCUCUAGAGCUGUAUUUUAAAUAAAAUUUGUAUUUUAAAUAUU
Messenger RNA from Lagopus muta (rock ptarmigan), 3406 nucleotides. RefSeq lists its product as uncharacterized. The record is from RefSeq and is a predicted model, not a curated record. Lineage: Eukaryota; Metazoa; Chordata; Aves; Galliformes; Phasianidae.